AUGUUUCUUCUGUAUCUUGGCUAUAUGCUGUUCCUUGUCCCAAUCCCAUCUGCUUCGCAGCCUCCAGCUGCACUGAAGCUUCUCCAAUUCCGUAACAGUCUGCCAGAAACCUCAAAGUCUCUCCUGCAAUGGAACCAAACCACCUCAUCUUCUGCUCACUGCAGCUGGCCUGGUGUUUCUUGCUACUCAAACGAAACUGAUUUUCGCGUGGAAAAACUGGAGCUAAACGGAUUCGGCCUCACUGGGGUUCUAGAGGAUUCGUAUUCGUUCCUGUGUGAGGUUCCUCAUCUCGUCCUUGUUGAUCUCAGUGGCAACAAUUUCAGUGGAAGCGUUCCUGCUGUGCUCGGAAACUGCAGUCAGCUCAUCGAUGUUAAUCUCAACAGCAAUGACCUGUCAGGCCCCAUUCCCCCUCAUGUUAUCAAACCAGGGAAGCUUCUAGCGCUCAACUUGGGCCACAACAAACUAUUCGGCAUGAUUCCACCUGAGGUGGGGCAAUGCAAGCGUCUUGAAUAUCUUUCAUUGGAGAAGAAUUCACUGAGCGGUCAAAUUCCAAGUGAACUCUUUUCUAUUCAGAGUCUGAGGUAUCUCUACUUGAGUUAG
Molecule: messenger RNA, 600 nt
Organism: Salvia splendens (bonfire salvia)
Lineage: Eukaryota; Viridiplantae; Streptophyta; Magnoliopsida; Lamiales; Lamiaceae
Product: leucine-rich repeat receptor protein kinase EMS1-like
Exons: 1
Coding region: 1-600 (199 amino acids)
Molecular function (GO): protein binding
Source: RefSeq, a predicted model, not a curated record